GCGUCGUGAGACCUCGCUUGUAUCAAAUUAUUAGAGGCGAUAACAAAGGGCAAAGCACCAUUGGGACUGGGUUUGGAAUCACGUCACCUCAGCCAUUAAAAUUCUUUUGUUUCUGGAAAAUUUUAUUUCCUUACAAUCUCAAGAGCUCGUUGAUUACCGUCUAGGAGAUACAGUAGAUUAAGAGAUAUGGCGAAUCUCUAUGUGAAGGCGGUGCCGCCGGCUGAUCUGAACAAGAACACUGAGUGGUUCAUGUACCCAGGGGUGUGGACCACCUACAUACUCAUCUUGUUCUUCUCCUGGCUUCUCGUGCUCUCCAUCUUUGGCUGCUCUCCCGGCAUGGCCUGGACCAUCGUCAAUCUCGCCCAUUUCUGUAUCACUUAUCACUUCUUUCACUGGAAGAAGGGAACGCCAUUUGCAGAAGACCAGGGGAUCUAUAAUAGCCUAACUUGGUGGGAACAGAUAGAUAAUGGAAAGCAGCUUACACGCAACAGAAAGUUCCUAACAGUUGUUCCUGUGGUGCUGUACUUGAUAGCCUCUCACACAACUGACUAUCAACAUCCAAUGCUGUUCCUCAACACUCUUGCGGUGACAGUGCUCGUUAUUGCCAAGUUCCCAAAUAUGCACAAGGUUCGGAUCUUUGGAAUCAAUGCAGACAAAUGAGGUGGGCUUGUGCUGAAAAUGUUUGUUUUUGCCUGUUUAAAACCCGCUGUGCACUAAUCCAUCUGCUGCUCUGCUUAAAAGGUUGUAUCUCUGUAUAGAAGUGAGAAACUCUAAGGCUACUUGAAUAUGUAAUGUUAUUGUGCUACUUUUACUAGCCAUCAAUGCAAUAAAUGUAUCAAGUUUCUUUGUACAGUAUAGAAAAAUCAUAUUACCUAUUUUGACAGUA
Manihot esculenta (cassava) is the source of this 886-nucleotide messenger RNA. Its product is annotated as ORM1-like protein 3. Gene Ontology annotation, biological process: intracellular sphingolipid homeostasis; ceramide metabolic process; negative regulation of ceramide biosynthetic process. The record is from RefSeq and is a predicted model, not a curated record. Bases 187 to 660 code for a protein of 157 amino acids. The transcript is spliced from 3 exons. Gene Ontology annotation, cellular component: endoplasmic reticulum membrane. NCBI's taxonomy places the organism in Eukaryota, Viridiplantae, Streptophyta, Magnoliopsida, Malpighiales, Euphorbiaceae.